UACUUCCGCCAGGCCUGGUCUGCAGCGCGGAGAUGUUGCACGUGGGAUGCCCUUCAUGGGGUUCACCGGAAUAGCGACCCUGGGUCAUGUGAGAGGGCACCUUGGAGGUGACGAUGUGGGUCCCAGCGACGGGACUUCCUUUGCGGUUGGCGCCCUUAGCCCUGGCGGGCGCGGGUCGCUUUUGCAUUUUGAGGACCCGAGCGACGACGCGUGGAGACCCGCCUCGCCGUGGCUUGUCUGAUUCAUCCCCGCAGCUGUUGCCCUAUCCUGACUUCGGGGAAUCGCCUCCCUGGGUAUGCAAGCACCGCUUGGACCCUAAGCGUUACGUAAGCAGUCGGGGAUUGGCUGAGACCUUGGUGCAGAUCCUGCGGGGGAGUCAAAAAGACCCUCGCUCUCUCUUCUUAGAGUGCAAUCCAGGUCCUGGAGUGCUGACUCAGGCAUUACUUGAAACUGGUGCCAAAGUGGUUGCCCUUGAAAGUGACAGAAAUUUCAUUCCUCGUUUGGAGUCCUUAGGAAAUAAUCUGGAUGGAAAACUAGAAGUGGUCUACUGUGACUUCUUUAAAUUGGAUCCUAGAAAGUGUGGACUAGUAAGACCACCCAUUAUGAUUUCACAUGUGCUUUUUCAGAAUUUGGGAAUAAAGGCACUUCCUUGGUCAGCAGGUAUUCCCUUAAAAAUAAUUGGAAUCUUCCCAAUUAAAAAUGAAAGAAAGGCACUAUGGAAACUUUUAUAUGACCUAUAUUCCUGCACUUCUAUAUAUAGGCAUGGACGAGUAGAACUAAAUAUGUUCAUUAGUGAAAAAGAAUACCAGAAACUAAUGGCAAAUCCAAAAAAUCCGAACCUGUAUCAAGUAUUAAGUGUGCUCUGGCAAGUAGCUUGUGAGAUUAAGGUGCUGCAUGUGGAGCCUUGGUCAUCAUUUGAUGUAUAUACCCAAAAUGGGAAGCUGAAAAAGCCAAAGCAUAAGGAUUCGUUAGAACGAAUGCAACAAAACUUGUAUUUUAUUCGAAUGACUCCUCGUCGAAAUUUAUUCACAGAAAACUUAACUCCUAUUAACUACGAUGUAUUUUUUCAUAUGGUAAAGCACUGUUUUGGGAAGCGCAAUGCAAGCCUAAUAGAACAUUUAAGGUCAUUGAGUCCAGUUGAUGCAAUGGAUAUAUUGAUGCAAACAAGAAAAAAUGAAAAAGUGAAAAUAACUGACAUGUAUCCUCAAGACUUUAAACGCCUUUUUGAAACUAUAGAGUGUUCCAAAGAUUAUACCCAUAAAUGGCUAUAUGAUGACAGCAUGGAGAACACAUAUGCAGAAAACUAGACUGUCAAGACAUCAGCUGGAGCAGUUUUUAACAUAGAUGAACUGAGUUUGGAAACCUUACCUCCUUUCAACAGAAAACUGUUCUUGUAUUGCACAGAUUAGGCAGAUCAUUCUGAUAAUUCCACUGGUGUGUUGGCUAAAACAGUGACUGCUAUUUUAUUCACAACGGAAUAAAAUGAAAACUUCAGUUAAUUGUGGGUUUCAAUCAGAUUGAAUUUGUUUUGCUUUAAAUUUUUCUCUACUGUAAAUAUACUGGUAAUUGUGGGUAUUACCAGCUGAAACUUAUUUUUAAAACUCCUUUUGUCCCAACAUCUUAUAUUGUAUUAAUUUAAAUAUUCCACUUUGAGUGUUGCUGCAUUUUGCAUCCUUCUGUGAGAAGGAGAGGGCAGGAGUUUAUAUUAUUAUCUUAAGAAACAAAUUAAAUUGAUUUAAGAGGUUUAUUUUACCUUCCAGUUUGUUGGAAUGUAAUAUCAAGUACUGUACAAUGAAAGUAUUUAAAUUUUAAAUUUUUUUAGAAAUUAAAAUAUUUUAAGUAACGA
This is a messenger RNA of Oryctolagus cuniculus (rabbit), 1846 nucleotides long. RefSeq names its product transcription factor B2, mitochondrial (gene TFB2M). Gene Ontology annotation, biological process: transcription initiation at mitochondrial promoter; rRNA methylation. Gene Ontology annotation, molecular function: rRNA (adenine-N6,N6-)-dimethyltransferase activity; mitochondrial transcription factor activity. Gene Ontology annotation, cellular component: mitochondrial matrix. The record is from RefSeq and is a predicted model, not a curated record. Lineage: Eukaryota; Metazoa; Chordata; Mammalia; Lagomorpha; Leporidae.